This is a messenger RNA of Microsporum canis CBS 113480, 2343 nucleotides long. RefSeq names its product cell division cycle protein 48. The coding region runs from base 1 to 2343 and encodes 780 amino acids. NCBI's taxonomy places the organism in Eukaryota, Fungi, Ascomycota, Eurotiomycetes, Onygenales, Arthrodermataceae. Gene Ontology annotation, molecular function: ATP binding; ATP hydrolysis activity. The transcript is spliced from 2 exons. Gene Ontology annotation, cellular component: cytoplasm. The record is from RefSeq and is a predicted model, not a curated record.
AUGGCCGAGUCGAAGCUGUUCACUGUCCGUCCAGCCUCCAAGCAAGCCCGCGUCGACCACAGAGACACAUUUCGUGUGUAUCUCUCUCCGGCUUCGCUGCUGCAGGUCAAGGUGCGCGUAGGAGAGCUCUGCCAGCUGGAGAUAUACAGCAGUGCCGGCGGUGGCCAUGGAAGUGCCAGCGGCAGCAGCGUGAAGAAGACGGCGAUUGCAUGGACGGCGGCAGAGAAGAUACACGACAACAUCAUCCAGACGUCCAAGCAGAUGCAGGAGCUGUACGGCCUCAGGCUGGGCGACAAGGUCUCUGUCUCGCCUGCGUCUGACCCGCUGGCUGAUAUAGAGGCCGUUAGGCUCGAGGAGUUGAAGCGCAGUGCUACUCCUACUACAGCAUCAUCAUCGUCAUCACAGCCAGCAGCGGCAGCAAGCCGAGAGCUCACGGACGAAGAGCGCCCUCACUGGGAAUGGGCGCUGGAAUACCCUCUGUCCAAGUGUGAGGUCGUCUCGCUCGGCCUCGUCUUUGACGUCGAGCUUAAGGGCGUGUCCAGGCGGUUCCGGGUUGUGAAUGUUGAUGUUGGUAGCAGCGGCAGCGUCAAUACCGUCUUCAAGUAUACCGAACGCUCGAGAGUGGUCAUUGGCAGGGUGGAUGAGCCCUUGGAGGAUACUACUUUAGUUUCUACAGACCGCCUACAGGUCACAGCGGAUGGGCUGGGAGGGCUGGCGCCUCAGCUGGCGAUAGUCAACGAACGGCUACAGGACUUCAAUACCCAGGACCAGAAGGUCGCCAUGCCUUCGUUCUACAAGAGCAGCGGCGGAAUACUCAUCUACGGGGCCAAGGGGACGGGGAAGAGCGCUCUGCUGGCCAAGAUCGAAGAGACGUGCUGGCGCCGGACCUUUGCCAUCACCUCGUCCGUCCUUGGUAGCAGGGCAGGCGGCGGGGACGGGGCAGCGGUCCUGCGCAAGAUCUUCUCGGAUGCCCUCAAGUACCAGCCUUCGCUCAUCAAGAUCGACCAGCUGGAUUUUAUUGCUCCCAAACGAGGGUCGGGAGGGCCAACCGAUGCGUCUCUCUCCCCUGCCCUCUGCGAAGGGCUGGACUCCCUUCAGGACAGCAGGGUGCUGGUCGUCGCAUGCACACGACAUCCAAACGACGUUGAUGAUAGCCUACGGACACCACAUCGCCUGGGGAUCGAGGUCGAGUUGCAGAUUCCAACGUCAAAAAGCAGACUGGAGAUCCUGCGUGCUCUUCGAGGCUCCGCAUCCCAGCCCACGGACGAUCUGCUGCGGAAAAUCGCUGCAAAAACACAUGGCUAUGUUGGUGCGGACCUUCUCUCAUUGCUCCAGCUGUCCUGCAGAAAGGCAAAAGCACGCAUGCUGGCACCUACGCCUCAUCUUGCAAACGGUAUAUCAGGGAACCAUGUAGAUGAAGAUGAAGAUGAUUACGACGAUUACGAUGAUUAUGAUGAUUAUGAUGACCUGGUAAACGCAGACUUGACGGCUGAUAAAAUACGCCCUUUGAAAAUUCGUGAGCAGGAUAUGGUACAGGCCAUGAAGGAGGUCCGGCCCACGGCGAUGAGAGAAGUCUUCUUAGAAACACCUUCGGUGAGAUGGUCGGAUAUUGGUGGCCAACACUACAUCAAGAGGCGUCUUCAAAAGGCUGUCGAGAGGCCGCUAAAGACGAUGAUGGUCAAAGCCCUUGCCACAGAGGCAGGCUUGAACUUCCUAGCCGUAAAGGGAGCCGAGAUGCUUAGCAUGUACGUUGGCGAGUCUGAGCGUGCAGUACGGGAAAUCUUCCGCAAAGCGCGCGCGGCAAGUCCAAGCAUCAUAUUCUUCGACGAGAUAGAUGCCAUUGCGUCACGGAGAGAGACUGGUUCUCACGGCGGCAUCAACGUCUUGACUACGCUGCUCAACGAAAUGGACGGCAUCGAGGAACUGAAGAAUGUCCUCGUCGUGGCUGCAACGAACAAGCCCGAGAUUCUCGACCCUGCACUCAUGAGGCCGGGCAGGCUUGACAGCAUCCUCUACAUCGGGCUGCCCGACAUGGAGGCCCGAAAGGAGAUAUUUGAGAACUGGAUUGACCGGGCUGAUGUCAAUGACGAGGUGGACGCCAUCGUCCUAGCCUCCCUGACCAACGGCCACUCCGGUGCUGAGCUGGUCAACAUCUGCGAGACGGCGGCCGAGCUGUGUCUAGACGAGGAAGAAGAGAAAAAAAUGCCCGGUCUGCAGAUACAGGUCGAACACUUUCAGGCUUCUCUCUCCAUGGUGCCGAAACGGAUACAGCCAGAGGUCGUUGAAGCGUAUGAGCAGUGGAGCAGGAACUUUGGCAACAACCAGCAGGUUACAGUCUUAUGA